AUGUCCGUGCGAGGGUUGGCAGGACCCUCCCCAAGGUGUCUUACCACCAUUUUGAAGGCGUUGGCGAUGAGAUGGCUCCAGGUGUGUCAUGGCGGCCGGGGGAAAGCCCCGCUCCUCAGGCUGGGAGUCUGGGCAGCAUUGGUGGCAUGUCUCCUCCCCAGGGCGGGCAGCCAUCAUCCACCACUGGGCUACGCUGUCCAUGAGAUAGUCCGGCCUAGGAAACUGGCCCCCAGGGCGGGAAAAGCUGCGGGGGAAGAAGUGUCCUACAUCCUCAGGGUAGAGGGGGAGAACCGCGUCAUCCACCUCACGCAGAAGAGAGGACUUCUGGUGAAAAACCUGCCGGUCAUCACAUACAGCCCCAGGGGGGCAAGAGUGGUGGAGCAGCCCCAUAUCCCCAAGGAGUGCUUCUACCUGGGCUACGUGGAAGGCAGCCCCGGCUCCCUCGCCACGCUGAGCACCUGCUCGGGUUUGCGGGGGCAGCUGGAAAUCGGGAACCUGAGCUACGGCAUUGAACCUGUGCCGGGGUCCCUCACCUUCCAGCACCUUCUCUAUCGGCGAGAGAAGACCCAGAACAAGCCCUUGAUGUGCGGAUUGACGGAUGAGGUGAUCCAAAACCAGCCGGGUGGGAUGGCAGCUAAAACAGCCUUAGGAAAGCAUGACCUGUCUCAGAGACUGAAGCACACCGUGUACGUUGAGAUAUUUGUCGUGGUGGACCACUAUCUGUUUUCCUUCCAAGGGAGCAAUGAGACCUCUGUGAUGCUUCUGGUUACAGAUACGAUCAAUUUAUCUGAAACAUACUACUAUCCUCUGAACAUUCGCAUCUGCCUGAUUGGGCUGGAGAUCUGGACGCACAGCAACUUCAUCAAGUACAGCCAGGAUAUAAAAGAAGUUCUUAAAAAUUUUAAUGACUGGGGAAAUAGGGAUCUUUCUCAGAGGACGAAAUACGACAUUGCACAUUUAUUUACUUACAUGGACUUUGGACUAAUUGUUGGGCUGGCGUAUGUAGGUAGCAUCUGCCACCCCGGUUAUCAAUCAGGUGUUGCCUCACAUAUACGGAGAGAUUUCAUAACCUUUUCAAUUAUUUUUACUCAUGAGCUGGGUCACAACCUGGGGAUGGAGCACGACGAAAAGGAGUGUGUGUGCGGAGAAGCCACCAAGUGCUACAUGACGGGAGACUCGCUCGACGGUGCCAAGGCUUUCAGCAACUGCAGCCGGCAGAGCUAUUUAGACCUGAUCGGCAGAGGGGAUGGCGACUGCUUGCACAACAUCCCAGAGCCCCACAGACUCUUCUAUUUUAAGCAUUGUGGCAACAAGGUGAUCGAUGAGGGAGAGCAAUGUGACUGUGGGGGGCUGCAGGACUGCCGAGGCAAUCCCUGCUGUCACCAGAACUGCAGGCUGAAGCCAGGGGCCGUCUGCUCCAUCGGGCAAUGCUGUCAGAAAUGCCACCUUCGUGCUGCAGGACACAAGUGCAGGUCAGAGGCGGACGAGUGCGACUUGCCUGAAUAUUGCAAUGGGACUUCCGAGUGGUGCCCGGAGGAUUUGCAUGUGCACGACGGGACGCCAUGCAGUGAUGACGGCUACUGCUACCGCGGGAAAUGCGCAACCUAUGACAACCUGUGCCGAAAAGUCUUUGGGAAGGAAGCUCGGGGUGCUCCAGAAAGCUGCUUCAAAAAGCAGAACAUAAAAGGGGAUCGAUUUGGCAACUGUGGCGGCGAUGGGAGCAAAGUUGCUUUUGUGGGAUGUAAACCCCAAAACGCUCUGUGUGGAAGGCUGCAGUGUGCCAAUGUGAAGAGGAUACCCAUUCUGGAGGGGUCUGAAACCAUCAUUCAGAUGCCAGGGCCUGAGGAUUGGUGCUGGGGCACAGCCUACCAUGCCAGUAUCGAUACUCCUGAUAUCGGAGGAGGGCUUGAUGGCACCAGAUGUGGGCCAAAAAAGAUCUGUAUUAACAAGACAUGCACAGAUGCCAUGGUCAGGACGAAGUGCAAUGGGAAUGUUUUGUGCAGGGGGAAAGGGGUUUGCAACAACCUCGAACACUGCCACUGUGAAGCUGGCUGGGCUCCUCCGGACUGCCAGUUCCACGGCCUGGGAGGGAGUAUGGACAGCGGCCCUCCACCACCUCUCAUGAUGUCCAUGGUGGAGGUUGUCCAAAAUAAAGUGUUUGGGGCAGUAAUUGGGAUCACAGUUCCCAUUGCCCUUGUUCUGAUUGCUCUCCUCAUCGCUGUAACCAAAUACAGAAAGGCAAUAGCUGCGUUUUUCAGUACAAGUUUAGCCACAGAGAGAAGUGAGACUCCUGCAGAUGAGGAGCCGAGUAUGGAAGAAGAAGAAGAUGUUUAA
Molecule: messenger RNA, 2334 nt
Organism: Aptenodytes forsteri (emperor penguin)
Lineage: Eukaryota; Metazoa; Chordata; Aves; Sphenisciformes; Spheniscidae
Product: disintegrin and metalloproteinase domain-containing protein 20-like
Exons: 1
Coding region: 1-2334 (777 amino acids)
Biological process (GO): male gonad development; proteolysis
Cellular component (GO): external side of plasma membrane; sperm head plasma membrane; plasma membrane
Molecular function (GO): metalloendopeptidase activity
Source: RefSeq, a predicted model, not a curated record